This is a messenger RNA of Pediculus humanus corporis (human body louse), 1431 nucleotides long. RefSeq names its product protein phosphatase type 2C, putative. Gene Ontology annotation, biological process: negative regulation of canonical NF-kappaB signal transduction; positive regulation of canonical NF-kappaB signal transduction; positive regulation of canonical Wnt signaling pathway. Bases 1 to 1431 code for a protein of 476 amino acids. Gene Ontology annotation, molecular function: protein serine/threonine phosphatase activity; cation binding. Gene Ontology annotation, cellular component: nucleus; cytosol. Lineage: Eukaryota; Metazoa; Arthropoda; Insecta; Psocodea; Pediculidae. The transcript is spliced from 3 exons. The record is from RefSeq and is a predicted model, not a curated record.
AUGGAGGACGAGUUUGAAGAUAGAAUUUUAUACCAAGCAUACAUUUCCCACAUGAAACUUCUUUCUAAAUACGGCGGAGGUUUUCCUCUUAACACAGCUUUUUUAAGUUACACUUGGAGAGUAAUUAAACUCUUUAUUGUUCGGCCAGAAACAUUAAUUUUAAGUGCUAUUUUGUGUAUAGUAUUUCUCUAUCUUCAGACUUUUGAUGUAUGGAGUAGAAGUUUAUAUACCAAGUUACUGGCUGGUUUGGAUAGAUCUAAAAAAAGUGUUACUAAUGGGAAGCCUUACGGGGGUCAAAGUUGGGAACUUAAGGAAGGCCUUAUUGGCGUGUAUUCUGUUCAGGGAAGAAGGGUAGGAAUGGAGGAUAGAUUUGCAGUACAUGAAGAUAUUAAUAAUACUGGAAUUUCUGUGUAUGCCGUUUUUGACGGCCAUGGUGGAGAGUUUGCAGCUAAUUAUGCCAAAGAUAUUUUAAUGAAAAAUUUAAAUAAAAGACUGGUAGAAGUAAAAAGAUAUAAAGACAGUUUAUCAGAUGAUCAAUUUCAAAAUAUUCUGAAUAAGAAGUCAUUGAAAGAAGAACAGAAUGCUCAGAAAAUUAAUAAACAGCAAGAUACAGUAGACAAUCAAAGUAGUUUAAAAAAGAAAACUAAUUCGACACAAGAAUAUUUAGAAAAAUUAAGCAAUUAUUCUAAUCCAGAGCCAAAUUUUCAAAAAAUUUUGGAUGACCUUAUUAAACCUAUUAGUAGAGAAGUGGCUCAAUUUACUGAAAAAAUAAUUCAAAAAGUACCAUUAGAAAGUUACCUGGAUAGUUCUAAAUUUGGUGGUAUUGAUUAUGGCAAAGUUAUAACUGAUGAAAUUUUAGCUGCUGAUAACUUAUUGUUAGAUAUAACUAGAAAAAAUAAAGAUGUUGCUGGUACCACUGCUUUGAUUGCAUUAUUAGUAAAUUCAAAUUUGCUGGUAGCAAAUGUCGGAGAUUCUAGAGGUGUAAUGUGUGAUAGUAAAGGAAAUGCAAUUCCACUUUCAUUUGAUCACAAACCACAACAGCUGAAGGAAAGUAAAAGGAUAAAGGAAGCUGGUGGUUUUAUUGCAUUUAAUGGAGUUUGGAGAGUUGCAGGAAUACUGGCUACAUCAAGAGCUCUUGGUGAUUAUCCUUUAAAGUACAAAAAUUUUGUGAUAGCUGAUCCCGAUAUACUUUCUUUUGAUUUAAAGUAUCAUAAACCACAAUUCAUAAUUUUGGCCUCUGAUGGCCUAUGGGAUACAUUUACCAAUGAAGAGGCAGUUGCAUUCAUCAAAGAUCAUAUAGAUGAACCAUUUUAUGGUGCUAAAAGUAUUGCUCUUCAAUCUUAUUACAGAGGUUCUUAUGACAAUAUAACUGUAAUUAUUAUCAAUUUGAAAGAUAUGAAAUGGGGUUCCUAUGCUAUUAAACCAAAAUAA